Messenger RNA from Colletotrichum orchidophilum, 1875 nucleotides. RefSeq lists its product as uncharacterized. The coding region runs from base 1 to 1875 and encodes 624 amino acids. Gene Ontology annotation, molecular function: polyamine oxidase activity; L-amino-acid oxidase activity. Gene Ontology annotation, biological process: amino acid catabolic process. The transcript is spliced from 4 exons. The record is from RefSeq and is a predicted model, not a curated record. Lineage: Eukaryota; Fungi; Ascomycota; Sordariomycetes; Glomerellales; Glomerellaceae.
AUGUCACUCUUUACCAAACUCACUCUCGUCACCGCCCUUUUGUUGGCACAGUCAUUCGCUUUACCCGCCCCGGAGACUAAGCCAGUCCAGCUGGAAGAAAGGAAUAUCUGCAACGACGGCGAGCUUGCCGCCGAAAAUCCGCGCGCAGCCUUCUUCCGCAAGGUUGUGGACGAUUCGAACUACAGCAACCAUAGCAGAGUACCAACGCCAAAGGAUAUUCCUCUAAAGGUCGGCAUUAUUGGUGCAGGGGCUGCAGGGCUCUAUGCUGCAAUUCUGCUUGACUCUCUCGGGAUCGACUACGAUAUCCAUGAGGUUUCCAGUCGAGUUGGAGGCAGAAUCUACACCUACCAUUUCGAUCAAGAGACCUGGGACAAGUCAACGCCUGCAGACCCGGCCUACUAUGAUUACUACGACGUUGGCGCCAUGCGCUUCCCUCCCAUGCCUUACAUGAGCCGGAUUAUCGGAAACGACUCGUGGAGUCUCAUCCCCUAUAUCAACGCGAGGGUCUCCGAGCGCGACCAGGUAGUCAAGAAACAUUACAUCUUCAAGGCGGAUAACACCUUUAGGCGGUACAACGGUAUCACUUCUCUUCUCCAAGAGCCCAAUUCUGCUUCCCCUAGCAGGUACAAUGUUCCAGUCUUCAACUCGACCUUUGAUACGCAGUCUGCAUAUGAUGUGUGGACGGCCCAAGUCAGUACGAUGACGACCGCGCUCUCGGCGAACUUCGACAAAGGGUUCAACCUCCUCAUGAAGUAUGAUUCCCUGACGGUUCGGGAAUUUCUCCUGGACCAGGGCUUUACCAACACCGAGAUCGACUGGAUGGAGACCAUCAACGACGCCACGGGCCACUACGACAUGUACUCCAUGUCUCAAGCUGUCUUGGAGCAAUGGAUCUUUGACAGCGCGAACAUUAGCGAGUGGUCGCUGAUCAACGGUGGUAUGGACAUGCUUACCAAGGGUAUGAAUCUCAUCGUCAAGAACAAGCCCGUGCUGCACAACAGGGUCUCCGACAUCAAGAAGAAUUCCAACGGUUCUUUGAAGGUUGUUGUCAACGGCACCCAGCAGUACGACUACGCCCAUGUCAUCUCGACUGUGCCGUUGGGUGCCCUUCAGGCCAUCAACAUGACUGAACUUGACCUCAGUUAUUUCGAAAACAAUGCCAUUCGCACUCUCAAGCAAGUCUACCUAGCCUCAAUGCGAGGAACCUCGUUUUUCUACGACCCUUCGACAAAGAUUGGAUUCAAGUUCAAGACGCGAUGGUGGGAAAACCUCGCCACCGGCCCUUUCAAGGGCGGCCAGUCCUUCACCGAUCUCCCCAUCCGCCGCUGUGUCUACCCCUCAUACGGCAUCGAUGUUCCAGGCGCUCCCGGAACCAUGAUUGCCAGCUACGUCUGGGGCCAGGACGCUUCCAGACUGGGCUCCUACAUGAACCCGCACAACGACAAGCAACAGGCACCGUACCAGCCAGAGAGCAUCGACGUCAUGGUCGACCUGACCCUGAGGAACCUAGCAGAGCUCAACGGCGUGUCCCACGAAUUCAUUCUAUCGCAGUUUGAGGGGUACCACGCAUACGACUGGUAUGGCUCGGCCUACUCCAACGGCGCCUUUGCCAUCUUUGGCCCGGGCCAGUUUAGCAGCACACUGCCGUGGUUGAUGAGGCCUUCUGCUGAGGGGCACAUGCACUUUGCGGGCGAGGCGCUGAGCUCGGGCCAUGCUUGGAUCAUUGGCGCCGUCAACAGCGCGUGGAGAACGGUGUUUGAGAUCCUUUGCACCGAAGGUCUGGAAGAUAAGAAGAAGCAAUUCAUUGAGCAAUGGGGUGUCAUUGAUGAGGUGGACAUGGGCUGGUACGAUUGGUCUCCAGAGGGAUUCCCGUGA